Messenger RNA from Chrysochloris asiatica (Cape golden mole), 1912 nucleotides. RefSeq names its product leucine rich repeat and Ig domain containing 4 (gene LINGO4). The transcript is spliced from 2 exons. Gene Ontology annotation, molecular function: protein binding. NCBI's taxonomy places the organism in Eukaryota, Metazoa, Chordata, Mammalia, Afrosoricida, Chrysochloridae. The coding region runs from base 45 to 1808 and encodes 587 amino acids. The record is from RefSeq and is a predicted model, not a curated record.
CCCAACUUGAUGCAGCCCUCCUGCUUUUCGGGACUGAAGAGGGGAUGGUCACAGCCUGGCCCCCAAUGGGCCCCCUCCUACUGCUGCUCCUCCUCCCUGGAAGGAGUAGUGGCAGCUGCCCUGCCGUGUGCGACUGUACCUCCCAGCCCCGCGCCGUGCUCUGUGCCCACAGGCGACUGGAGGCUGUACCUGGGGGACUUCCACUGGACACAGAGCUCCUGGACCUUAAUGGGAACCGCCUGUGGGGGCUUCAACGGGGGAUGCUCUCCCGCCUGGGCCUGCUCCGAGAACUGGACCUCAGCUAUAACCAACUGUCCACCCUUGAACCUGGGGCCUUCCACGGCCUACAAAGUCUACUCACCCUAAGGCUGCAGGGCAAUCGGCUCCGAAUCCUGGGGCAAGGGGUCUUUGCAGGCCUGUCUGCCCUCACUCUGCUGGACCUCCGCCUCAACCAAAUUGUCCUCUUCCUAGAUGGCGCUUUUGGGGAGCUGGGCAGCCUCCAGCAGUUAGAGGUAGGAGACAACCAUCUGGUGUUUGUGGCCCCGGGGGCCUUUUCAGGGUUGGCCAAGCUGGGCACCCUCACCUUAGAGCGCUGCAACCUCAGCACUGUGCCUGGCCUAGCCCUGGCCCGUCUCCCGGGGCUAUCGGCCCUGCGCCUUCGAGAACUGGAUAUUGGGAGGCUGCCGGCUGGAGCGCUUCGCGGGCUGGGGCAGCUCAAGGAGCUGGAGAUACACCACUGGCCGCCCCUUGAAGAUCUGGAGCCUGGCAGUCUGGUGGGGCUCAACCUCAGUAGCCUGGCCAUCACCCGUUGCAAUCUGAGCUCAGUGCCCUUCCAAGCGCUGUACCACCUGAGCUUCCUCAGGGUCCUGGAUCUGUCUCAGAACCCCAUCUCGGCCAUCCCUGCCCGGAAGCUCAGCCCCCUGGUGAGGCUCCAGGAGCUCCGACUGUCGGGGGCAUGCCUCACCUCCAUCGAGGCCCAUGCCUUCCACGGCUUAACUGCCUUCCAUCUGCUGGAUGUGGAAGAUAAUGACCUUCAGACACUAGAGGAAACAGCCUUCCCUUCUCCAGACAAACUGGUCACACUGAAGCUGUCUGGCAACCCCCUGACCUGUGACUGCCGCCUCCUCUGGCUGCUGCGGCUACGGCACCACCUGGACUUUGGCACAUCCCCCCCUGCUUGUGCCGGUCCCCAGCAUGUCCAGGGGAAGAGUUUGCGGGAGUUUUCAGACAUCCUACCUCCGGGACACUUCACUUGCAAACCAGCCCUGAUCCAAAAAUCUGGACCACGAUGGGUCAUUGCAGAGGAGGGAGGACAAGCCAUUUUCUCCUGCUCUGGAGACGGAGACCCAGUCCCUACUGUCUCCUGGAUGAGGCCUCAGGGGGCUUGGCUGGGAAGGGCUGGGAGAGUAAGGGUCCUAGAGGAUGGGACCCUGGAGAUCCGCUCAGUACAGCUACGGGAUAGAGGGCCUUACGUCUGCAUGGUCAGCAACGUAGCUGGGAAUGACUCCCUGAGGACAUGGCUGGAGGUGAUCCAAGUGGAACCACCAAACGGCACUCUCUCGGACCCCAACAUCACCAUGCCAGGGAUCCCUGAGCCUUUCUUUCUGGAUAGCAGAGGUGUGGUUAUGGUGCUGGCUGUUGGCUUCCUCCCCUUCCUCACCUCAGUGACCCUCUGCUUUGGCCUCAUUGCCCUCUGGAGCAAGGGCAAGGGCCGGGUCAAGCACCACAUGACCUUUGACUUUGUGGCACCCCGGCCCUCUGGAGAUAAGAACUCUGGAGGUAACCGGGUCACUGCCAAGCUCUUCUGACCUGUCCUUCCACAGUGGGGGCCCAGUCAAGCCAGCUUCAGAUACUAAAGGGGAAGGUAGAACCCAGACGACUGCUUGGAUCAGAAUCUAGUCCUGAGCAGCAC